AAAAAAAUCCCAUGUUUUGCUUUGCCGUUUUUUUCCAAUUGAAUUCUGCAUCAAUGAAUUGGUUUGAUUGUAAUGAUCAUCUAUGAAUUGAGCAAAAGAAUUUGAUAAAGUACUCUCUUUCUCUCUCCGUGGAAUUUUGCAGUUUCAACAAAGUUUAUCUAAGACGAUGGCACAACAUAUUGAGAUUACCCGACUGCUCGAUCAAACUCCUCCGAAGGAUGAGUCGCCAUCUCGCCCGCAGUUGCUAAGCCCCUCACCCGCUGUUGCUGCUUCCUUCUUCGCCUUUGUCGUUGCCAGUCAUCGAGCUCGAGCGAUACAAGAAGGCAGGGAAGCGGAUUAUGUGAUCGAGAUAAAGACAGCAGAUGUUCAAAAUCCAGUAUUUGAUGAAGGAUUGUCUACCGAAUCAUGUACCAUCUUUAAAGUAAAUGCGGGACUACAUGAAUCAAAUCCAAAUGCGUAUAGGCCAAAGUUGAUCUCCAUCGGUCCUUACCAUAAAAACAAUCCGAAACUUCGCUCGAUGGAAAAGUAUAAACUGCGUUACCGACAACGGUUUCUCCGCAGGAAAAAGACGAUUGAUUUGGAAAGUUGCAUUAGAGAAUUGGAGGGACUGAAGGAUGAAGCACUUAAGUGUUAUGAUGAUAUAGAUGAGGAUUUUAACAAUGAUAGUUGUAGGAAAUUUGUGGAAAUGCUGUUGCUUGAUGGCUGUUUUGUGGUUGAAUAUAUCCGUGAGUUCUGUAAAAUGGUGCCGGAGGGAGAAGACAAAAUUAUCAAAGCGGCUUGGAUGGAAGUUCUUGUAGAUCGUGACUUGUUGCUACUAGAAAACCAACUCCCUUUUUUUAUCCUCGCCAAACUUCAUGAGAUGACUACGGAUCAUGACGUCCCAUUCAUAGAGAUGGUGAAAUACAACUUUGCUACUAGUUUACCGAAGGUGACUCCUAAAUUCAUAAGGGAAACUGAUGGGAAUGCCAAAGAAGUCAAACAUUUACUUCAAGUAAUACACAUGUGUUGUUGCCCUUCAGGAAUGAAUGCUAGCCUAACUGGGAAUGCUAGCAAUAAAUUAAAACAUGGCAAGAAAAGUUUUAACUGGCCUUCGCAACUAAUUUGGACCAACAAAAAGCAACAAAUUGAGGAGGAUGACGACAUAUGGCACGACCGCAUGCGAUGUGCAACAGAGCUUGAGGAAGCAGGAAUUAAAUUUUCAAGAACUGGGAAAAUUUAUAGAAGGUUGAACAAGGACAACGAGGAGGAUUGUAUAAGUUUAUUUGAUAUCAAGUACGACAAGGAAUUGAUCGAAAUUCCUUGUUUUGAGGUGGUUGAUAGUACGGAGACCGUUUUGAGAAAUUUGAUAGCUUACGAGCAACACUCUAUUGGUGUACAUCAUAAAUAUUUCACAGAUUAUGUAAUUCUUAUGGAUCGUCUAAUCAACUCUGAAAAAGAUGUGAAGUUGUUUCGCUUGAAGGGAAUAAUCAGAAACCGAAUAGGCGAUGACAAUGAAGCAGCUAGCAUCUUUAACAGACUUGGAGAAGGAGUGAUCCCUUCAACUCAGUUCUAUUACAAAGAAGCAUGCAAAAAGGUGGUUGAGCAUUGUGAAAAACCAUGUAGUGAAAGGAAGGCAAGUUUUUGGCACAAUUACUUUAAUGGUCCUUGGGUGGGACUUUCAACUGCAGCUGCAGUAAUCCUCCUUUCGCUCACAGUUAUGCAAACAGUAUUAACUUUCAUAAGUACUCUUAAGUAGUCGCUGUAAUCAUAUACUAUGAUCUACCGAGUUUGUAUAGUCUAAGUUUGUGCACUGAUGAUUUUCUUAUGGACCAAGGGUGAGUGUGACUUAAAGUUAUGGAUUUAUUUAUUUUUUAAAAAAUAAUAGUUAAAUUGUACUUUCUUGA
This is a messenger RNA of Nicotiana tabacum (common tobacco), 1883 nucleotides long. Lineage: Eukaryota; Viridiplantae; Streptophyta; Magnoliopsida; Solanales; Solanaceae. The record is from RefSeq and is a predicted model, not a curated record.